AUGAAUCAUAUUGAUUUGGAGCUUCUGGUACAGAACAAGCGCUUGACCCAAGAGGCCAACCGUGACGAGCCCGAGAAGGGCAAGUCAGAGCGCCGCCGCCGCGGCACCAAGAGCAACCGCGCGGGCCAAAAGGCCCGCCAAGCUGCGAGAAAAGCGGCUCCUGAAGGAGAGGCCUCGGCCUCUGGAGGUGUGGGCUCUGCCCCCGUCACUACCAAAGACCUCCAGCAGGAGGCAGAGGCUCCGGCCUCUAGCCAAGAGAGCCCUGCGCGCCCACCCGCUCCAUCGACAGCUGCUGCCCCCGCUGGCCCUGCUGCCCCUGAGGACAAGGGGAAGCAGAGGGCUGAAUAA
This is a messenger RNA of Penicillium psychrosexuale, 348 nucleotides long. RefSeq lists its product as uncharacterized. The record is from RefSeq and is a predicted model, not a curated record. NCBI's taxonomy places the organism in Eukaryota, Fungi, Ascomycota, Eurotiomycetes, Eurotiales, Aspergillaceae. The transcript is spliced from 6 exons. Bases 1 to 348 code for a protein of 115 amino acids.